AUUACAGCAGGAAGGCUGGCACAUUUACAAAAGGUUUUAGUUCAUUUAUGGGGAUGGCAGGUGGAAGGUGGCAGGUCAUUGAUGCAACUAAUCCAUUAUUUAGGGAAAAAAAAUUAUGUGCUUUGAUAGUAAGCUGACGGCAUGUAGCUUUCUAACCGUAUGCAUACCAUUGUCAAGUGGCCCAAUUGCACCUCACCAGUCGCCAGCAACUAGAGCUCCCAUCAAUGGAUGGUAAAUUGGUAAUUGACAUGGGAAGUAUAGGUGUGAUGUCAGUUUUAAGUUUUAACCCUCACUCCAAUCCCCAAUUAUUUAAACAUUUCUCCCCCCUGAUUAGGUCACCUAAGGCUUUCUCCGACCCUUUUUUAAGCUUUGACUUGCAGUGUGGAUUGUGGAGAGAGUAGAGAUUCCAUUUCCAAUUUCCAGCUCAAUUCAUGUCUCUUUCUCCAAUCACUAGAUUGUUGUGAUAGACAUGAUAUUUUCAUUGUCUGAAACAGCGUGGCAAAACUUUUGAACAUUUGCAUUAAAAUUGAUGGAUGCCUGCAGCUCAUAUCACAUUCAAAUGUGUUGGUUUGCCUUAGAUCUCUCACUCUUAGGACUUAUCCAAGUAUGUAUAUUUUUGUUCGAUUGCAAUUGCAAAUGCUGUGAGAAGAUAAUUAUUUGCAUUUUUAAUUUUAUUACUGAUGAUUACAAGGGCCUUAGGUGUGACUUGUAAGCAAAAUAGGAAAUCUUUUAAAAAGAAAUCAUGGAAAUUUGUGAAGCUUAUGGCAGUAAUCCUUGAAGAUCCGUUUGUUUGGCUGAUUUCUCUACUUUGUCUAACAAUGUGAAAGCUAUAAUUGAACUUCCCAACGGUCAUUCUUUGCUGCUUUGCGUAAGCCAUUACGAUCUUCCUUUUUUUUUUUUAAUUAAUUUUUUUGAUUGUUGUUGUUUAUAUAGCAAUAUAAGAACAUAAAAAUUUUAUUUUUAUUUUUUUAAACAAUUUGAUAAUGUACUUGUCAAAUAUAUAUGCUUUCAAGAGUCUACCAUCAUUUAAUGUGGAAAGGCAUUUUUCUGGCCAUAAUUAUCACACACAAAUCUAUUUAGAGAUUCUUUUUGUGUUGCUUAAUGUGGACAACUCAAUACAAGUGCAUAUAUAUUCACAUGCGUGUUAUACUAUAUAAAAUAAUCCUUCUCAUCUCCUUUCUUUUUUAAUUAAAAAUUUCUCUCAUGUGAGGGUGAUGAAUAAGUUUUAUCUUCAAUUAUUAUUUUUUUAAAAUUCUUUUUAGUAUAUAUUAUCUUCAAUCAAUUUGAGUGAAGAUAAAUAGAAGGUUUUCCGUUCGAUUUAUAUUAUAUUAAAAAAAGAGAGGGAAAUAGAAUAUUGCACUGUGAAAUUAAAAAAAAAAAUGUAUAGAUGCAGAUAAUUAGGAUUGCAAUUACAUGUCAGGAUUUGCUAGCUCCAUUGAAAAUCACUAAAAAUAAGUAAAUCAGAGGUGAACCAGCAGCAGCAGAAACCCCAAGACAAUACUCGAAAACUCCAAAAGAAUUAAAACAAACAUCCUUAAGAAAGCCAGCUAAACACUGCCACUUCCAGAAAGUGACUUGUAACCUGAUCGUUUAUUUUUCGUUCUCCUUCAAAAAUCUUCGCUUUUGCCUUCUGAAUCUCCCUCUUAUUUCUUUUCCUUGCGCUAUUUUUCUGCCUUUACGUUUUGCUCUCUGUGUUUUCGUUUCAUCUGGGCUGAUGAUUGUUAAUUUCGGAGGUGCGUCUACUCCUUUCUCUCUCUCUGUCAUGCAUUGUGCUGGUUUUGAUGGGGUAAAUGUGAACGUAGAAGUUUUGAAUUCUCAACUUUUUGAUCCCUUUGGAAUGAUCAUUUAAUGAGUACUGAGUUUCGGUACUUGAGUUGAUCACGCAGACCAAGCCCAUCACAUGCCAUGUUGCGGGAGUUUUAAAAUGUGAUGUGUUAUGACUUGCUCUUUUGAAGUGAAGUUUGUUAUUUUGUUUGUAAUCAAUGUCAUGUUAUUUGUUUUGGCAAGACAUUUUUUUUUAAUGCUUCAGAGUACAUGAUUAGUUGAUUACUGCGCUUUCGCUGAUGUAAAGAUUUUGUUUUUCCGAAACCAAAAUCAUUCAAAAUUGUAUAAUUUUUAUAGUAUUGAUUUUCUCUUAAUCUUCCAUAGAAAUAUAGAACGUCCCUCUAUACCUGCUGCCCUUAGUUAGUUUGAUUAGUGAAAUACUUUAGCUCUGUUUGGAAAAUGGAAAAACCUCUUUCAGAUUCUCUCAACAACAAAAUGAAGGUUUUUCCAAACGCCUCCUACCAAACUUAGGCUCAAGUAUGAAUAACAGGCUGCAUUCGUGUGCCGUAUUGAGGAGUAUAUAAGCAUGUGUACAGAUAGAGUUGGUUAGCUAGCCUAUCUCAUCUAUUAGUUACUGAUAAUAUGAUAUACAUCUAGGUUACAUAGCAUAACCCUUAUCAGUUUGCAUGCAUAUGAUCUUUCUAUUUUGGGUUUGGGUGUGGGUUUGGUGGAUACCAGUAGACGUCCACAAUGAAAAAUUGCAAGAUAAGACUUGUUUCCACCCGGCAAACCUAUCUGGGAACUUGUUGAAGCCUUUGUGUUUGUGUUUUCAUAGUCUGAGAAGAAGUGAAAAACAUGCAAUAUUUUCUCAAAUUCAGAAAGAUGUAUUUGUGAAUCGUGUCCCUUCGCGGCUUUUUCUAGACUUUGGAAGUUGUCCUUUUCAACCCCAGAUGCAUGAGGUUCUAGUCUUUCUGCACUUGUAGUUGUGUUUUGAGAAAUGGCCAGAAUCAUUUGCGGUUGAAUGGUUGUGAUUCUGGGUUUUCAGCUCAGCUCAGUGGAGAUUUAGGUCCCAAGUAUUUGAAGCUGGCUACAGAUCCUUCAUUCGUAUUAUGUUUCUGGGUGUAUGUCUUCCUGCCAUUUCAAAUCUUCUUCUUCUUUCUAUUUUCUUUUCUUUAUUUGAAUAUUUUCUCUUGUCAAUGCAGCGCCAUCAAUUUGAGCAAAUGACUUUUAAGUUUUGGUGCAAUCCUUGAGAUAGGCUAAAUAGAUCCAAGCAAAGUGACAAUACAUUCUUAAAUGGAUUUUUUUUUUUUUUUUUUUUUGAAUAUGCAUUUUAACAUUGUAGAGUUGCAAGGAAGCCACUAUAGUGAAAUCUUGUUUACCAUAAAGAAUGGAAACCAAAUUUAUUCCCUUCAAUGGUAUGCCUAUAAUUGUUGCAGUUCAAUUGUCCAUGCGUGUUUCGAAUUUCUAUCAAUAUUAGGGUUAGUAAGAACAAUUGUAAAUGAAAAAAGCAUUGUUGAAAUGAGCUUUGAUUUAUUUUGUUUGUUUUGCAUUUUGGGAUGAAGACAUGUCUUGUGGUGCCUAUUUGUUAAUUUGCUCAGCAAGAACCAAUAGCAUGUUGUAGUGCUCCUGGAAUAUUUCAAAGUUAAAUGCAAAGAAAGUUGUACCGGAGUCGGAAAACAAUGACAUAAUACCUGAUUGACAAGACCAAGUUUUUUUUAUUUAUUCAUGAUGAACUCUAUUGAACAGUUAUUUUAUAUGCAUACACAAAUUUUUGGUUAUCUAAUCAUUCAGGGGACUGGCUAUGUCAGUUGCACCAGCUGAGGGUAUGGCAUCAUUAAACAGUGAUAUCUUCUAUGACAUAUUGAGGCGUCUUGAUGGCCCAACAUUGGCAAGUGCAGCAUGUGCAUGUGUUGCAUUCUGCUCCAUCUCAAAAGAGGAAAAGUUAUGGGAAAAUGUGUGUUCUUCUAUGUGGCCUUCAACAAAUAGGGUCGAUGUCAAAAAUCUAAUAACAUCAAUUGGUGGAUUCAGAAAGUUUUAUGCAGACUGUUUCCCACUUAUUGUUAACAAGGAAGUUUUAGAAUAUCAAUGGAAUGACCAUCCGGAGUACCCUGAAGAAUGGACUGAGGCUGAAUACUAUGGUGAUAUAGAUGAAUUCGAUAGUAUUUCACCAUCAGAUUUUGUCUCAAUUGUUGAUAUCAGGUACAAAGAUAAAGCAAUCUGUUCAAAAGUCCUGUUGGGAAUUCCUAAUGCCAAUGGAUUCAAUGGUUGGUUUUACAGCUGCCCAUUUCGAAUUGAUCUUCUUACGUAUGCAGCCAGGGAUGUUGACAGUGAAGGUGAAGUUUUCCUCUCAGUUUCAGAUGGUCUGCCACCAAUUUUAUCCAUGGAGAAAGAAAGAAAGGAUGGAAAACUAUGGAGAGCGCUUUGUGAUGGACUCCGGUUUAGUUGGAUUGUUGUAAACAAAAAAAUUAAGCAAGCUGCUAAUCUUUCUAGCUGGAGCCCUCUUGAUGGGCAAAGGCAUUGGCCAACGGACAAGGAUUUUGUAAUACGCUUUGGAUCUGUUCUUUCUGCAAAAGACAUUCUUCCAUGUCAGGUAGUAGAAUGCAUUCUCAUAAUGAAGUUUAGAGUAAUUCACACAGGAGAGGGUGUUCAGACAACUCUCAAGUUAACAGAGCUAAGCAUGCAGUUGGAAGACAUGGAAGGUGCUCAUGUUAACGGAAGGAACAGUUUGCUUAUUCUCAAAAAAGCAUUAAGCUGCUGUAGGAGCAAAAACUACAGUGAAGUUCUGGAGUCUUGCCAUUUGUACUCAAAAGUGCAAGGCGAGUUAAAAGAGGAGAAGAUUAGGAAUGAAAGCAGGAUAGAUAGACUUUGUAUCGUAAGUGGCAUUGCUGCUUUCCUCACAUUAUGUUACUAUAUUUUGUGAAAUACAAAUGCCGUCUUUUAUUUUAA
Molecule: messenger RNA, 4710 nt
Organism: Hevea brasiliensis (rubber tree)
Lineage: Eukaryota; Viridiplantae; Streptophyta; Magnoliopsida; Malpighiales; Euphorbiaceae
Product: F-box protein At2g27310
Exons: 1
Coding region: 3566-4684 (372 amino acids)
Molecular function (GO): protein binding
Source: RefSeq, a predicted model, not a curated record